CAAGGAUCUGUACAAGGACGUCUUAAUGGAGGACCACCAGCCCCUCACAUCACCAGGAAGACCCAGUAAAAGAAGAACACCAGAGAGAUGUCCCAGUCCUCUUCAUCCACAGGAACAUCAGCUUUUAAAUCUGGAUAAAGAUCUGAGCAAUAAUAAUUCUACAGAGACAUAUGUGAGAUGUGAUAACCAAUGUAAGAAGGAAAUUCCUACAGAUAACCACCCACGUGACUGUACCUUAAGCUCAGAGGGACAUCUGAUCUCUUCAGCUUUUAAAACAAAUGGUCAUGGUCUCACGCAAGACACAUAUGAAGAGCAUGCCACUAUCUCGGAUAUACCCUCAGCUCUUCACAGCCAAGGUUGCUCGUCUGAUCCAUUUAAACAUCUUCUAUCUUCUGAUUCAUCACAGACUGUAAAGCAGAAUAAAAGUCACAGAAGGGAUGUUAAACAUCAAAGAACGUACACAGGGAAGAAGACCAUUUCAUGUUUAGAAUGUGGGAAAUGUUUUACUUGGAAAUCACAACUUGUUGAACAUCAACGAACUCACACAGGGGAGACACCAUUUUCAUGCCAAGAAUGUGGGAAAUGCUUCAUGAGAAAAUCACAUCUUGCUGAACAUCAGACAAUACACAAGGGGCAGAGGCCAUUUUCAUGCCAAGAAUGUGGGAAAUGCUUCAUAAGAAAAGCACAUCUUGAUAAACAUCAGAGAAUUCACACAGGGGUGAAGCCAUUUUCAUGUUCAGAAUGUGGAAAAUGUUUUACUUGGAGAUCAAAACUUGUUGACCAUCAACGAACUCACACAGGAGAUACACCAUUCUCCUGUCCUGAAUGUGGGAAAUGUUUUACUUGGAAAUCACAACUUAUUGCACAUCAACGAACUCACACAGGGGAGACACCAUUUUCAUGCCAAGAAUGUGGGAAAAGCUUCAUGAGAAAAUCGCAUCUUGUCGAGCAUCAGACAAUACACACAGGGCAGAGGCCAUUUUCAUGCCAAGAAUGUGGGAAAACCUUCAUAAGAAAAGCACAUCUUGCUAAACAUCAGAGAAUUCACACAGGAGUGAAGCCAUUUUCAUGUUCCGAAUGUGGGAAAUGUUUUACUUGGAAGUCACAUUGUGUUGAACAUCAACGAACCCACACAGGGGAGACACCAUUUUCAUGUUCAGAAUGUGGGAAAUGUUUUACUUGGAAAUCACAACUUAUUAAACAUCAACGAAUUCACACAGGGGAGACGCCGUUUUCAUGUCCAGAAUGUGGAAAAUGUUUUUCACACAAAACAACACUUGUUGUACAUCAAAAAAUUCACACAGAAGAAAAGCAAUUUUCAUGUUCAGAAUGUGGGAAAUGUUUUGUACAGAAGAAAACCCUUGUUGCACAUCGACGAAUUCACACAGGCGAUAAGCCAUUUUCAUGUUCAGAAUGUGGGAAAUGUUUUACUUGGAAACCACAACUUGUUAAACAUCAACAAACUCAUACAGGGGAAAAUGUUAAGAUUGUGGGAAAUGUUGAUUAAGAAAAACAAAUCUUGUUGAACAUCUGUAAAUUCACACCAUUAUGAUGUAGAAAAUAUUACAUUUUUAAAUCAGAAAUUGUUGAAUAUUAAUUAACUCGAACACGAGAGAAGCCAUUUUCAUGCUAAGAAUGUGGGAAAUUUUAUGGCAAUAGAUCAAAGGUUCUUAGACACCAAAGAACUCGCAGAAGGAGAAUUUUCAUGCCAAGUGGGGAAUGUUUUAACUAUAAUUCAGUUCAUGUUCGGCAUCAGAAUUUACACAGGCACGAAGCCAUUUUCAUGGACUGUAUGUGGAAAAUGUUUACCCAAAAGUCUAAUCUAAUUUCCCAUCAUCAAAUUCACAUUGGAAAAAACUGUUCUUGUCCAGAAUGUAGGAAAUGUUUAACCAACAAAUCAUCAAAACCUCCACACAAGAUAGUAGUCAUUUUUACCCCUUCUCUGACCUUGACAUAACUGUAUAAGGGGGUAAGGGUUAACUUCCUAUAUGCUACUUAGUGAUGGUGGCCACAGCAGUUGUGUUUGUGCCAUAAGCACAAUAUAUAGCCAGGCUUUUGCUGCAAUGGCCAGGAUUUUAGCAAGCUCCUUUCCUGGAUAUUUAACUCAUUUAGAUACCACAGUCUCAAUAGUAAACACUGUAUAAAAGCAGGUAAGCAUAUGGAGGCAGCUCCCUCUGAAACUCCAUCAUAUAUUUCCC
Messenger RNA from Bufo gargarizans (Asiatic toad), 2198 nucleotides. RefSeq names its product zinc finger protein OZF-like. Lineage: Eukaryota; Metazoa; Chordata; Amphibia; Anura; Bufonidae. The record is from RefSeq and is a predicted model, not a curated record. The transcript has 4 exons. The coding region runs from base 26 to 1507 and encodes 493 amino acids.